This is a messenger RNA of Pseudophryne corroboree (corroboree frog), 1669 nucleotides long. It is a transcript of the gene HTR1D, whose product is annotated as 5-hydroxytryptamine receptor 1D. Gene Ontology annotation, biological process: smooth muscle contraction; vasoconstriction; adenylate cyclase-activating adrenergic receptor signaling pathway. The record is from RefSeq and is a predicted model, not a curated record. Gene Ontology annotation, cellular component: plasma membrane. Gene Ontology annotation, molecular function: G protein-coupled serotonin receptor activity; dopamine neurotransmitter receptor activity, coupled via Gs. The transcript has a single exon. The coding region runs from base 156 to 1280 and encodes 374 amino acids. NCBI's taxonomy places the organism in Eukaryota, Metazoa, Chordata, Amphibia, Anura, Myobatrachidae.
UUAUUGUAUUUAAGUAAGUUACCAACUAAAUGAAAUAAUAAUACCCAAAUGUAAUAUAUUAUAGCACAAUAAAUAAAGCAUAUGACAAAUAUCCUUAUCAUACAUACAGUAUUUCUUAGUUUCAGCAGAUUAAUAAUUACAAUUAGUGAAGUAAAAUGAAUUUUUAUAACCAAUCCUUAUUCCCAAAGCAAGACAUUCUGUCACUUAAUUCUUCAGGGACAAUGCUAGAUUGGGAUGAAUCAACCGUAUUGGGAGUAAAGAUCACUCUGGCAAUCCUUUUAUCAUUAUUAACUUUAGCAACGCUCCUUUCAAAUAUUUUUGUUAUUAUUACUAUAUAUAUGACCCGGAAGCUUCAUACCCCUGCUAAUUAUUUAAUUGGUUCAUUGGCUUUUACAGAUUUAUUGGUGUCUAUCUUAGUUAUGCCUAUUAGUAUUGUUUAUACUGUAAAUCACUCAUGGACAUUUGGUCAGAUCAUAUGCGACAUAUGGUUGUCAUCAGAUAUCACCUGUUGCACAGCUUCAAUACUUCAUCUCUGUGUUAUUGCCUUGGAUAGAUAUUGGGCCAUUACAGAUGCACUGGAAUACUCUAAACAUCGUACAGCAGGAAGGGCUGCUGCCAUGAUAUCUGUAGUAUGGGUAAUAUCUAUAUGCAUCUCCAUCCCACCACUCUUUUGGAGACAAGUCAAAGCUCAAGAAGAACUUACAGACUGCUCUGUCAACACAGAUCAACUGUUCUAUACCAUAUACUCUACGUGUGGUGCAUUCUACAUACCAACAGUAUUGCUGAUUAUAUUAUAUGGGAGAAUAUAUAUAGCAGCACGAUCAAGGAUUCUCAAACCACCAUCUAUUUAUGGAAAGAGGUUUACCACUGCUCAGCUAGUAACCGGAGCAACUGGUUCUUCCUUUUGCUCAGUCAAUGUAAAUUCACAUGUGGGUCACCCCCACACUGGAGGAACUCCAGUCUGUAUCAAUCACAUCAAUAUAAAACUUACAGACAGUGUCCUUGAAAGGAAGAGGUUGUCUGUUGCCAGGGAAAGGAAGGCAACUAAAACGUUAGGAAUUAUUCUUGGCGCCUUCAUAGUAUGCUGGCUCCCUUUCUUUGUAGUUUCUCUGGUUUUGCCUAUAUGUCAAGAUGGUUGCUGGUUCCAUCCUUUAUUAUUUGAUUUCUUCACAUGGCUGGGAUAUUUUAACUCUCUCAUUAACCCUGUGAUAUAUACAGCCUUCAAUGAGGAUUUCAAACAAGCUUUCCAAAAGCUAAUAAGACUCAAAAAACUUUCCUAGGACUAAGCCAAGCCCAAUAGAACUUUAUGUCACAGAUAUUUCAUGACGUUGUCAAUGAUGUUAAUUGUAUACAUUUUGGACUAAUGCUAAAAAUGAAGCUGCAGAAAGACAGGAUGGAAGACUUUCCCUAUACAGCAUGGACAUGAAAAAGCCAACAUACAUCAGGAGAAUGCAAUUAUUAAAAGCCUAAAUCUGAAACUUUUUAUUAAAUUAAUUUUUGUGAACAGUAAGUAUGUAAAUGAUACACUUUGAAUGUAUAUUGCCAUCUGUAAUCAGUAUGUUUCAAGAUAAAUUACAUUUAUUUUUAUCACAAACAAAUAAGAUCAGGAAAAUCAAUCAUUUGUAUGAAGUAUACUUAUCUUGGUGAUUGGUAAGUGGGUAAUUGUGAA